AUGGCUUCCGAUUGGCCGCCCUCGACUGCGCCCUCGAUUACGCCCUUAAUGCCUUCGUUUUCGAACACAUUACCAAAAGAGCAAUUUCAAGCUAGCCAAAUGAAUGCAAAGCCUGCGCCCAGCCAGUUAUAUGACAUGGCUGGAGCCAGCCGUCUUAGUGCCCCCGAUCCCUAUCCUACUAUAGCAAGCAAUCCGUCCUUGGCUCCCCUUCCUAUUGACGGCAACUUAUCUCUUGCCGAGGAUUUAUUCCAACCCCUUGACCCAUCCUUGAACCCAACUUUUGUCCCAGCUUUCGACCCAGCCUUCGACCCAGCCUUCUUCGACAAGCUGCACGAGGGUCGCUAUUGGUGCGAAGUGCUCGGAUGCUUAUCAUCUUUUACACGUAAGGCUGACCGAGAUCGACAUGUGCGAUCUUGGCACAACUGUGCUACUCUGCACUUCUGCCCUGUUCCUGGAUGCAAGAAGAGCCUUGGGAAGCCGUAUAGUCGCAAAGACAAGCUGCAAGAGCAUAUGCAGAAGAAGCAUCCCGCUCCGCCACAGGCAUAA
Molecule: messenger RNA, 546 nt
Organism: Mollisia scopiformis
Lineage: Eukaryota; Fungi; Ascomycota; Leotiomycetes; Helotiales; Mollisiaceae
Exons: 2
Coding region: 1-546 (181 amino acids)
Source: RefSeq, a predicted model, not a curated record